UUGCUUGUUUCUCCACAGUGAUGAAAAGCUUUGUGUCAGUCGGCCCGGGCAGGGCUGGGGUUAAAGUUGUUGUUCCUGGCGUUAGCAUUUCCUGGGUCAAAUGUUCGAGCUGUUGUUGACUUGCUCCUGUGCUUGUGAAGGCCCCUGGACAACCGCACUCAGGGCCGACACAUCCUGUCCGUUUACCCUGGUCAAAAGGUGACAUUGCUGCCCGCGGUGGCUGCGAGGUCCAUUGUCCAGCCGUGACUCCACACCAUCAGCUGUGUAUCUCCACGAGUCACCUCCUCGGACGGGCAGCUGCUUUGUCCACUCUCAGGGAGAGGACGUGAGGUGAUGUGUCGGUGACUCUGGCCAAUGCCCCGGUGUGUUGCAAGCCGCCGGUCUCUCCAGCCCAACCAGGACGUGCCAGGAGCUGAGGUCCAGUCGAUGCCAUGGCCUUUGAGGUCAUCCUGGAGGCGGUGGGGGGCAUGGGGAGGUUCCAGGUGGUCCACGUCUUGCUUCUGUCCUUCCCUCUGCUCUUUAUGGCCAGCCACAACCUGCUGCAGAACUUUGUUGCAGCCGUCCCUGACCACCGCUGCCAUCUGGGCCACAACCUCAACGUGACGUGGGGGCCUCUGGUCGGGGACCUUGUGACCCUCUUUGUGCCCGUCGACCAGCAGGGGCGAGCAGACAAGUGCCGUCUCUACGCCGAACCGCAGUGGCACCUCCUGUGGCCCAACGGUACGCAUGGUAACGGGAGUGGGGCGGAGACACAGCCGUGUACUGACGGGUGGGAGUACGACCGCUCCCAGUUCAGUACCACCAUCGUCACCGAGUGGGACCUGGUUUGUGAGCGGCACGCUCUGAGACACCUGGUGCAGUCUCUCUACAUGGCCGGUGUUCUGGCCGGCUCCGUCGUGUUCGGGAGACUCUCCGACAGGUAUGGCCGGCGCACCUUGCUGCUCUGGUCCCACUUCCAGCUGGCCGUGUCGGGGACCUGUGGAGCGUUCUCCACCUCCUUCCCACUCUUCUGCUUCUGGAGGUUCCUGACCGGAAUGGCGCUGUCGGGGAUCAGUCUCAACACCCUGUGCCUGUGUCUGGAGUGGAUCCCCACCAAAAUCCGUACGUCUGUCGCCACCAUCUGCAGCUACACGUACACAGCUGGCCAGCUGUUGCUGCCCGGAGUCGCCUACCUCAUCCGUGACUACCACUGGCUACAACUGGCCAUCACUCUCCCGUCGUUCCUCUGCUUCCUGUACUCUUGGUGGUUCCCUGAAUCGGCCCGCUGGCUGGUGAUGAGGAACAAGCCCGAGGAGGCCCUGAAACAUCUCAAACGAGUGGCCAAUCUCAAUGGCCGUGGCCAGCAGGGUGGGGAGCUGACCGUCGCUAUGGUAGAGUGCCACAUGCAGGCGGAGCUGAGGAGCAGCAAGGAGAGCUUUGGUGUGUUGGAUCUGUUCAAGACGCCCGUCCUACGGAGAACAACCUUCUGCACCGCACUGGUCUGGUUCUCCACCAGCUUCUGCUACUAUGGCCUGGCCAUUGACCUGCAGGGCUUUGGGGUGGACGCCUACCUGAUCCAGCUGAUCUUCGGGGCGGUGGACAUCCCGGCCAAGCUGGUGGGCUUCUGCACCAUGAGCUACAUCGGACGCAGGUUUUCCCAGGCCUCCUCCCUGAUCAUGGCCGGCGUGGUCAUCCUCAUCAACAUCUUCAUCCCUGAAGAGCUGCGGGCCUUGCGUACCGGCUUUGCCGCCUUUGGGAAGGGCUGUCUGUCCGCGGCCUUUGCCUGCUGCUUCCUCCAUGCCGGCGAACUCUACCCCACCGUCAUCAGGCAGACCGGGGUGGGUCUGGUCAACACCAUUGCUCGGGUCGGGGCCAUGGUGGCCCCGCUGGUCAGGCUGGCCGCUGACCAGCUGCCCUUCCUCCCAAUGGCCAUCUACGGAGCGAUGGCCCUCAUCGCCGGUGCUUCCGCCUGCUGGCUUCCAGAGACGCUCAACAGACCGCUCCCUGACACCGUCGAGGAGGUGGAGAACAGAGCAAGGCAAGAAAUGAUGCAGAAGAGGGAGUUGGCUGAACCACAGGGAACACAGAUCCCAAUGAUGGAGCAGAGCGUCUGAUCAAAGAUCAUGAUCCUCCACCAUCUUCACCCACCGGCAGUACAGACUUGAAGGGCCAAAUGGCCUUUUCCUGCUAUUGUUUCUUGUGAACUUUUCCAGCUUGACCUAAGUGUUUUUAUGAUGUUGGAUGAUUAGUUUAACUUAGUUGAGUUGAGUUGAGUUUAGUUUAGAGAUACAGCGCGGAAACAGGCCCUUCGGCCCACUGAGUCCGCGCCGACCAGCGAUCCCCCCCAC
Molecule: messenger RNA, 2327 nt
Organism: Amblyraja radiata (thorny skate)
Lineage: Eukaryota; Metazoa; Chordata; Chondrichthyes; Rajiformes; Rajidae
Product: solute carrier family 22 member 6-A-like
Exons: 11
Coding region: 432-2093 (553 amino acids)
Biological process (GO): transmembrane transport
Cellular component (GO): membrane
Molecular function (GO): transmembrane transporter activity
Source: RefSeq, a predicted model, not a curated record